Molecule: messenger RNA, 258 nt
Organism: Amoebophrya sp. A25
Lineage: Eukaryota; Dinophyceae; Syndiniales; Amoebophryaceae
Source: the annotation of a GenBank genome assembly
AUGUGCUCGGUCACGUUUCAAGCUCAACAUCCGAAAGUGAGCCCUCGCGUCGAUUGGGCUCAUGGGGUACCUCUCGUCGGGAAGCACAGACUUUCGCCACGAGUUUCUAGCGGUGAUGCUGCCAGUUCCGAGCCUGACCGAUGCGGAGUUAGCGGUCAUUUUCCAGCAAAGUCCGCUUCAGGUGUAGACGCUGAUAUUGCGACAGUUUCUUCGGUUAUGUCAGAAGGCCAAGGGGGGAACCCGGGGAACCCACGAAAC